Trypanosoma conorhini is the source of this 440-nucleotide messenger RNA. Its product is annotated as tryparedoxin peroxidase. The record is from RefSeq and is a predicted model, not a curated record. Gene Ontology annotation, molecular function: thioredoxin peroxidase activity. The transcript has a single exon. Lineage: Eukaryota; Euglenozoa; Kinetoplastea; Trypanosomatida; Trypanosomatidae. Gene Ontology annotation, biological process: hydrogen peroxide catabolic process; response to oxidative stress; cell redox homeostasis. Gene Ontology annotation, cellular component: cytosol. The annotation marks the transcript as partial.
CGGAGAUCUGCCAGUUCUCCGACCGCGUCAAGGAGUUCAACGACAUUGGCUGCGAGGUGCUUGCCUGCUCCAUGGACAGCGAGUACUCCCACCUGGCCUGGACAAACCUGGAACGCAAGCAGGGUGGGCUCGGCAAGAUGAGCAUCCCCAUUCUUGCCGACAAGACCAAGUCCGUCAUGAAGGCGUACGGCGUGCUAAAGGAGGAGGACGGUGUGGCGUACCGCGGCCUCUUCAUCAUUGACCCGAAGCAGAACCUGCGGCAGAUCACCGUCAACGACCUCCCUGUUGGGCGCGACGUGGACGAGGCCCUCCGCCUCGUGAAGGCGUUCCAGUUCGUGGAGCAGCACGGCGAGGUGUGCCCCGCCAACUGGAGGCCUGGCGGCAAGACGAUGAAGCCGGACCCCGCCAAGUCCAAGGAGUACUUCAAUGCCGCAGCUUAG